Messenger RNA from Ctenocephalides felis (cat flea), 1927 nucleotides. It is a transcript of the gene TH1, whose product is annotated as negative elongation factor D. Bases 119 to 1843 code for a protein of 574 amino acids. NCBI's taxonomy places the organism in Eukaryota, Metazoa, Arthropoda, Insecta, Siphonaptera, Pulicidae. The record is from RefSeq and is a predicted model, not a curated record. Gene Ontology annotation, cellular component: NELF complex; nucleus. The transcript is spliced from 13 exons. Gene Ontology annotation, biological process: negative regulation of transcription elongation by RNA polymerase II. Gene Ontology annotation, molecular function: RNA binding.
GAAACUAACCUGAAAAGUUUGAAACAUGUCAAAUAUAAAGAAAACAAAACAGAUAAUGUUUUUAUUUAACUGAAUAUAUUAUUAUUGGAUAGUUAAAAGUAGUAAAUAAAAUUUCAAAAUGGAAGAAGUAUAUGACAAAGGCUGGGGAAAUGAAAAUAGAAUGGACGAAGAUCAGAUGGAUUCGACUGAGGAGCCGCUCGAAAAUCCUAUUGAGGUUUUGAAAGAAUGUGUAGAAAAAUUCACUACAUCAGAUUACAUUAUGGAACCUGGCAUAUUUGCACAACUAAAAAGAUAUUUUCAAGCAGGCGGGAAUCCUGAACAAGUUAUUCAACAGCUUUCACAAAAUUACAUUGCUGUAGGUCAAACUGCAAAUCUUUUGGCCGAGUGGCUAAUUUUAGGAGGUGUAAAAGUAACAGAUGUACAAGGCAUGGUUGAAAAUCAUUUGAAGGAUAUGAUAUUGAAAACAUUUGAUCCCAAGAGAGCUGAUACUAUAUUUACAGAGGAGGGAGAGACACCUGCCUGGUUAACAGAAAUGAUAGAACAUCCUGUAUGGCGUUCUUUAAUUUAUCGUUUAGCAGAAGAAUAUCCUGAUUGUUUGAUGCUUAAUUUUACAAUCAAACUUAUUUCUGAUGCUGGAUUUCAAGGUGAAAUAACCAGUAUUAGCACUGCCGCACAACAAAUAGAAGUAUUCUCACGGGUAUUGAAAACAGCAAUAUCAGGUUUCCUUACAAAUACUGAAGAUUGGCAAAAUAGUGUUGAGGAGUGUGCUAAAAUGGUUUGUCAUGGACAACAUACUUAUGUAUACAGUCAAGUUUUAAUACAUGUGUUAGCAAGGGAACAAAAAGGAGGAGCCUGUAUGAAGAGACUAUCCCAGGAGAUCACUAAAAGGGCUCAACAAAAUCGCCAUGAUGUAACACCAAUAUCAAUGGCUCUCAAUGGUGCAGCUAGCCAUCCACAUGCGUGUCAAGCGCUCUCAUCCAUGCUUUCUCGAAAUGCAUUAAAUCCUGCUGAUAUAUCAGUAUUGUAUAGAAAUUACUCAUCACAUGAACCACCACCAAUUGACUUGAUACGAAAUCCUCAAUUUUUAGAAUUAUUAGUAGAUUCAUUAUUUAAAUCAGGAGUAAAAUUAAAUCCAGAGCACAAAUCUAAGUAUAUAUAUUUACUUGCGUAUGCUGCAAGUGUAGUUGAAAACCCUCGUACUAAAUCUGUUAACCGUGAUGAUUUAAAGCCAACAUCACAAGCGAUUGAAAAGGUUCACGCUAUUUGUAAUGUCAGUAAAGGAUCAACAGAAUUAGUCGCUGAUCUGGGAACAUUGUACCAAUGUAUUUGUUUUCCAGUUGUUUCAGUUGGUAUAGUUAGAUGGGUAGAAUGCACUGUUACAGAACCCAGUUAUUUCAAAUUAAGUACGGAACACUGUCCUUUGCAUUUAGCACUUCUCGACGAGGUUGUAAAUUGUCAUCCUUUACUUCACCCAAUAGUAUUGAAUUUACUGAUUAGACUUUUUGAAUCGAAACAAGAUGAAUUGGAAAUUUUAGUCCAGCUGGAAAUGCGUAAAAUGUUAUUAGAUCGUAUGGUUAAUCUCUUAUCCCGAGGCUGUGUAGUUUCUGUGGUGAAAUAUGUAAAACAGUGUUGGCAGAAAGGUGAUACAGAUAUAUCUUUGAUAAGAUAUUUUGUUAUGGAGGUUCUAGAAACAAUAGCUCCACCUUAUACUCCAGAAUUUGUACAAUUAUUUUUACCAAUGGUUGAAUGUGAUGAUAUUACGGGAUCUAUGAGGGGAGAUGGUGAAAAUGAUCCAGUAUCAGAAUUCAUAGUUCAUUGCAAAGCAAAAUUUAUGGUUGUGUGAUAGAUAUAAAUUAAUACGAAAAAUAGUCAUAUUUUUCAAAUAUUGAAAUCGAUACCAUUUGUUGGUAUGUUUAUAUGAACUGCU